UAAAACAGAUACUUCAAGAAAAAUGGUUGAAGGCAAAGAAUAUGUUUACAUUAAUGGUCGUUGAGAGCCCAAGGCCUGAGUUGGAAAAGCAAGCCCAAGAACAUUGGCCAAAGGAUGAGCUGAAAGCGAAUUAG
This is a messenger RNA of Racocetra persica, 134 nucleotides long. Lineage: Eukaryota; Fungi; Glomeromycota; Glomeromycetes; Diversisporales; Gigasporaceae. The record is from the annotation of a GenBank genome assembly.